Messenger RNA from Helobdella robusta, 1694 nucleotides. RefSeq lists its product as hypothetical. The coding region runs from base 1 to 1527 and encodes 508 amino acids. Gene Ontology annotation, molecular function: RNA binding; RNA helicase activity; ATP binding. Gene Ontology annotation, biological process: gamete generation; cell differentiation. The record is from RefSeq and is a predicted model, not a curated record. Lineage: Eukaryota; Metazoa; Annelida; Clitellata; Rhynchobdellida; Glossiphoniidae. Gene Ontology annotation, cellular component: P granule; nucleus. The transcript has 7 exons.
AUGCGUACUCAUUUUUUGUUAGCUAACAAUGCAGGGGUUGAUGGGAAGAAGCCUCCAACGACGUAUGUGCCUCCCGAACAAACAUUAGACGAAAAUCAAAUGUUUGAAUCCAUUUGCAAGGGCAUCAACUUUGAUAAAUAUGAAGAUAUACCUGUUGAUUGCACCGGACAAAAUCCACCUCAAAAUCCAAUAUCUAGCUUUGAAGACUGUGCAAUUCAUGCAACCCUCAAAUCGAAUGUAGUCAAGGCCAAAUACGACCGACCAACACCAAUCCAAAAGUGGUCCAUUCCAACAAUUCUUCUUGGUCGCGAUCUCAUGGCAUGUGCUCAGACUGGUUCUGGAAAAACAGCUGGUUUCCUGCUUCCUGUGUUGACGGGUAUGUUGGAAAGGGGCAUAGAAGGAAGUCCCUUCACUGAAUUGCAAGAACCACAAGCCAUCGUAAUCGGUCCAACCAGAGAACUGGUUGCACAGAUAUACAAAGAGGCUUACAAAUUUUCAUUGAACACGAGGAUCAGACCUGUGGUUGUGUAUGGGGGUGUUUCAGUUUCUCAUCAGUUGCACGAAAUAGAAAAGGGAGCUCACAUUGUCAUCGCCACCCCUGGAAGACUUAUUGACUUUAUAAAUAGAGAAAAGAUUGGGCUGUCUAAAGUAAAAUACUUGGUUCUGGACGAGGCAGACAGAAUGUUGGACAUGGGCUUCAAAGACGAUAUCACAAAAAUUUGCUGUAGGAUGGGCAUGCCUGAUAAAUUCAACAGGCAAACAUUGAUGUUCAGCGCCACGUUUCCUUCUGAGAUCCAACAAAUUGCUCAUCAACUUCUUAAUGACUACAUUUUUAUCACAGUAGGCAUGGUAGGAGGUGCAAAUCAAGACAUUAUUCAAAAUAUUGAAUUGGUAGAAAACAAAGAGAAACAAGAAAAACUUUUGAGUAUUCUGAAAAACCAAAAUAGUGAGGAACGUACUUUGAUAUUCGUAGAGAAGAAAAAAAUGACGGAUUUUCUCGCUUUAGUCCUUUGCCAGCAUAACUUACCAGCCACAAGCAUACACGGAGAUAGAGAACAGAGGGAAAGAGAAGAAGCUCUAGCAUAUUUUAAAUCUGGAAAAACUCCAAUUUUAGUGGCUACAUCCGUUGCAUCUCGAGGCUUAGAUAUACCAGGUGUAAAUCACGUUAUCAACUAUGAUCUACCUGCCAGCAUAGAUGAGUAUGUACAUAGGAUUGGUAGAACUGGUAGAUGUGGCAACAUUGGUCAGGCAACUAGUUUUUUCAAUCCAUCCAAUGAUUCACAGCUUGCUAGACCUCUUGUAAAAAUUCUUUCCGAAGCCUCUCAAGAAGUUCCACAUUGGCUUGAAGAACAGUCUGGCUUAUCUUCUGGCCUUGGGGGCUUUGAAGGGCAAUCAGAGGAACGAGUCGAUCUUAGAAAAAAUGGAAAUAUUCAAAUAGCAGAUAGUACAAAGGAACAAUCAAUUUUUCCAUCCAACAAUUUUGAAGCACCUUCAGGUGAUUUUGGUGUUGAGGAAAGCUGGGAAUGAAAUCUUCUAUUUAGUCAAACUGCUGUGCCUUUACUACGUUUUUUUACACUUGAAUUCUUUUAAUUCAUACAUAUUUGUUUGAGAAGUAAGUUUUUUUUGUUCUUAUCACAUUGUACUUUGACAUAAAGGGAUAAAUCAUUACUUUGAAGAUUUUAUUUUUGAACUGU